Molecule: messenger RNA, 867 nt
Organism: Mesorhabditis belari
Lineage: Eukaryota; Metazoa; Nematoda; Chromadorea; Rhabditida; Rhabditidae
Source: the annotation of a GenBank genome assembly
AUGGAGAUUGACACCAAGAUUAAGGCGUAUCGCUUCGUUGGCUAUGCUGCCAUCGGAUUCUCUACCGUCGCUGUGCUUUCCAUCUGCAUUACAAUGCCCAUGAUGUACAACUACGUGUCUCACAUGCGCAAGCAAGUUGGAGUUGAGAUGGAAAAGUGCCGUGUUCAAGUCAAGGAUACCUGGAAUGAGGUUUAUCAUAUGGGUGCCGAGCCAUUAGUGAACAACAGGACCAGGGUUGCUCGUCAAGCCUCCCAAUGCCAAGGAUGCUGUUUGCCCGGACCCGCUGGACCACAAGGAGCUCCAGGAAAACAUGGUCGCCCUGGACGUAGCGGAUCCGCUGGAAUGCCUGGAAACCCUGGUCGUGCUCCAUCCAACAUGUGCGAGCCAGUCACCCCACCACCAUGUGAGCCGUGUCCAGCUGGAGAGCCCGGACCCCAAGGUCCACCCGGAACAGAUGGUUACCCAGGACCCCAUGGACCUCCUGGACCCAAAGGACCCGAUGGAGAGCCCGGUCAAGGAGGUUCCAAAGGACAGCCCGGGCAUCCUGGUCGUCCUGGACAAUCUGGACAGCCGGGACCUCAUGGACCUGAUGCGGAGAGUAAGGGACCCCAACCUGGACCAGCUGGAGAACCCGGAAAAGACGGACCCCAAGGACCCCAUGGACUAUCCGGAAACCCUGGACGUCCAGGAAAAUGGGGAGAGCCUGGACCUAAGGGACCCGAUGGCGCCCCUGGAAAGCCCGGAAAUGAUGGAACCCCUGGAUCCAAAGGAAAUGACGGCAACUCUGGCAUCGAGGGAGAGCGUGGAAUCUGUCCUAAGUAUUGCGCUCUUGAUGGUGGUGUUUUCUUCGAGGAUGGAACUCGUCGU